UCUCAUUCUUCUCCAUUCCUUUCCUCUCUGUCUUUAAAUUCUGUCAUUUUUAGAUACAUAAGAUGGCACAGUUACCUCCCAAAAUCCCAAACCUGACACCCAAUUGGCCUAAUUUCUCACACCUAAGUUUACCUUCCAUGGGUAGCUUGAUGCCCACCACCACCAUCACCACCGCCACCGCAGUCGCCGCCGUCCAACAACAACCACAGCCUUCAUGGGUGGACGAAUUCGUGGAUUUCUCGUCGGCGAAACGCGGCGCUCACCGGAGAUCGGCAAGUGACUCGAUUGCAUUCCUUGAAGCACCUUUAGUUGAAGAAUGCAGGAGAUCUGCAGCUUCAUUAAGGCCUAACAAUAUUAAUGAUCAAUUCGAUAGAUUGGAUGAUGAGCAACUCAUGUCUAUGUUCUCCGACGACAUCUCAUCAGCUAAUCUACAUCCAACGGUAUCAUCUUCCAAUCCUUCCACACCGUCCGAUCACAAUAGCUUUAACGAUGACAAGCCUACACCAUCCGAUCAGAACUUAAAGAAUGAAUCUUCUGAAGUCCAGAGCUCUUGCAAUAAUGCUGACGAUCCUCCUCCCACUUCUGCUAAUGGUGAUCCCAUCGUUGAUCCUAGACGUGUCAAGAGGAUACUGGCCAACCGGCAAUCUGCGCAGAGGUCACGAGUGAGAAAGCUGCAAUACAUUUCGGAGCUUGAACGUAGCGUUACAUCGUUACAAACGGAGGUAUCAGCAUUGUCACCCAGAGUUGCAUUUCUUGAUCAUCAGAGGUUGGUGCUUAAUGUCGAUAAUAGCACUCUUAAGCAAAGAAUCGCAGCUCUUGCUCAAGAUAAGAUAUUCAAAGAUGCUCACCAAGAAGCACUAAGGAAGGAGAUAGAGAGAUUAAGGCAUGUGUACCAACAGCAAAACCUUAAGAAGAUGAACCACAACAACAACAACACAACAGAUACCCACGCUGGUACUGACAAGGAACACCCAAUGAAUUGA
This is a messenger RNA of Telopea speciosissima, 983 nucleotides long. Its product is annotated as basic leucine zipper 61-like. Gene Ontology annotation, molecular function: DNA binding; DNA-binding transcription factor activity. NCBI's taxonomy places the organism in Eukaryota, Viridiplantae, Streptophyta, Magnoliopsida, Proteales, Proteaceae. Gene Ontology annotation, cellular component: nucleus. The record is from RefSeq and is a predicted model, not a curated record. Gene Ontology annotation, biological process: positive regulation of DNA-templated transcription. The coding region runs from base 63 to 983 and encodes 306 amino acids. The transcript is spliced from 7 exons.